Cryptomeria japonica (Japanese cedar) is the source of this 1475-nucleotide messenger RNA. Its product is annotated as short-chain dehydrogenase TIC 32, chloroplastic. The transcript has 8 exons. The coding region runs from base 306 to 1274 and encodes 322 amino acids. The record is from RefSeq and is a predicted model, not a curated record. Lineage: Eukaryota; Viridiplantae; Streptophyta; Pinopsida; Cupressales; Cupressaceae.
AUAUUCUUUCACAACGAAAAAAAGAAACUUUAAGAUUCCACGAGGAAGUACAUGUAAAGCAUCAAAACGGUCUUAGUUGAACAUUAAUUACAGGAUUAACAGACAAUGUACUUUAAAACAUAAGAUCCCACUAGUAAUUACAUGCAAAGGAUCAAAACGGUCUCAAAAUGCAAGAAAGCGUGUCUUGGGGCAGAUUUUGUGAACGAAAUGCGAGAAGACGUGGCUUAAGUUCAAUCUUAUUUACUUUUAUGCUUCACACACCAUUCCCACACCACAAGAUAAACAAUUACUUUUAGUUCAAUCCAAUGGCUUGGCUGUGGGGAUGGUUUAACAAACCAGGUCCCUCGGGUUUCACCCCUACCUCUACUGCCGAGGAUGUCACUAAGGGAAUUGAUGCUACUGCUCUCACUGCCAUCGUUACAGGGGGAACAAGUGGCAUUGGGACAGAGACUGUGAGAGUUUUGGCAUUGCGAGGAGCUCGAGUAUUCAUGCCUGCUAGAAAUGUGGAGAACGGAAACAGGGUAAAGGAAGCCCUUCUCAAGGAAAAUCCUACCGCUAAAGUGGAUGUUAUGGAGCUUGAUGUCAGUUCCCUCAAGUCUGUUUACAAAUUUGCAGCUUCCUUCAAGUCAAUGAAUCAGCCAUUAAAUAUCCUUAUAAAUAAUGCAGGAAUCAUGGCCUGUCCUUUCCAACUUUCUGAGGAUGGUAUAGAGCUUCAGUUUGCAACCAAUCAUCUAGGCCACUUCUUAUUGACAAAUCUUCUGUUGGACAAGCUUAAGGCCACAACUAAAGAGACUGGAAUUCAGGGGAGAAUUAUAAAUGUUUCCUCUACUGCUCACAAAAGAGCACCUCAAGAGGGUAUUCGAUUUGAUAAGAUUAAUGACAAAUCAAGUUACUCACCUUUUCAAGCCUACGGGCAGUCAAAGCUUGCAAACAUCUUACAUGCAAAUGAACUCGCAAGGCGUCUUAAAGAUGAAGAAGCCAAUAUAACAGUCAAUUCUUUGCAUCCAGGAGUGAUAGCAACUAAUAUUGUCCGUCACGUGAAAUUUCUAGCUUUUCCUGCAACUUUGGUGAAGUUUUUGUUAAAGAGCAUACCACAAGGUGCAGCUACUACUUGUUAUUUGGCACUGCAUCCUAAUGUGAAAGGGACAAGCGGGAAAUAUUUUUCUGAUUGUGAAGAGGCAAAACCCACUCCGAAUGCUACUAAUCCUGCAUUGGCAAGACAGCUAUGGGAUUUCAGUGAGAAGCUUGUGUCAGAAGUUACAAUGACUGAUUGAGCAUUUUGACUUUUGAGGACGUUCUUUGUAUCAAAUUACUCAGGACUCAACUGAAUGAAUAAUUGUUAUAACCUAAGAACUAAAAAAUGGUUUGUUUACUAGGAUGACUUUCAUAGGCUAUACAGAUGCCUUUUGUUCAUGUUCAUGGGAACAGUUGUAUUUGGUUUAUGGUUUAUAUAGUGAAGAAAUAAUUACUCUUGA